AUGGCUACUCGAGAGAACGAAAGACCCGCGAAAAAGAAAGAUUCGAUGAAAUAUCCGGUGAUGCAGAAGAUUGACAACCUCAUUCCGAAUCCGACCAAACCGGAGAACAGUUACAACAUUCGUAUAUCCAACAAAAUCAACGGUGGCUCUUUUGGUAGUAUUCAUAAAGUUAAGGCCAUUGUCGAAGGAAAAAAGGUCGAUGUAAUGGUGAAAAUCGAGGCUUCUGAUCACCCCAAUCCGCAGCUCCAGCAAGAGCACAUUGUCUAUUCUGUUCUGAGAGGGACGCUCGGAUUCGGCUCGAUUGUUGAAGGUCUUGGAACUCACCUUUCGAGGGAUAUUUGUUUGGAAACAGCCGAUGGAGAGAAAGCCGAAUUCAACAUGUUGUUUCUAACGCGUCUCGGGAUCGACCUGGCGACGAUUCACAAGAGGAUGAAGCUCAUUAAGAAUCCACCUGACGGGCUGCACAGAAUGAACAAACAUACUGUUCUCAACGCUGCAUCUCAAAUGUUCGAUGUCAUUCAAUUGCUGCACAACGCCCAUUUCAUCCACAGAGACAUAAAGCUUUCUAACUUCAUGAUGGGCAUCGGAAUCGACAGGCACAACGUCCAUCUAAUUGACUUCGGCUUGUCAAAGCAAUACAAGGACCUUUCUGGGAACCAUAUGGAAACGGGCAAGAGAAACUUGCACAUUGGUACAACGGCAUUCCAGUCUGCGUUUGUCCUCGCUCGCCAUAUCCCAACCCGUCGGGACGAUUUGAUCUCGACCAUGUAUUGCAUUCUCCAACUGAUCCUGGGCGCUCUUCCAUGGGACAUCGAAUGGAAAGCGAAAAAGGAGAGCCUUCUCAAAAACAGCUCCUCUCCCCGUGAUAAGAUCUACGAUGACUUCUGCUUCAAGAUGAAGCGAUUGCCGGGCAAAGAUCUGUUCACGCGCUUUGGGAUCUACGAUGACUACAAGGAGUUUUCCGAGAUCUACGAGUACUUCCAGUCGCUUGCGCCAGCGGAGGAUCCGAACUGGGAUUUCAUCGACGGAAAAGUCAGCGAUUGCGGAAGGCGCCACUGGGGCUGGUUCGACUGGUUUGAGUGGCUAGAAGAAGGCAAUCGAACUCCCGAGAAUCCAAAGCACAAUUACUACGAGGAUCUCAUCGACGAGUUCAACAAAAACUACGGCAGAGCGUCUUAA
Oikopleura dioica is the source of this 1179-nucleotide messenger RNA. The record is from the annotation of a GenBank genome assembly. Lineage: Eukaryota; Metazoa; Chordata; Appendicularia; Copelata; Oikopleuridae.